Messenger RNA from Scleropages formosus (Asian bonytongue), 2796 nucleotides. It is a transcript of the gene gpr101, whose product is annotated as G protein-coupled receptor 101. Gene Ontology annotation, molecular function: G protein-coupled receptor activity. Bases 500 to 1816 code for a protein of 438 amino acids. Gene Ontology annotation, biological process: G protein-coupled receptor signaling pathway. NCBI's taxonomy places the organism in Eukaryota, Metazoa, Chordata, Actinopteri, Osteoglossiformes, Osteoglossidae. The transcript has a single exon. Gene Ontology annotation, cellular component: membrane. The record is from RefSeq and is a predicted model, not a curated record.
GCUCGAGGUACCGAGACCGUUUUGUAAGCUCGUGCUCCUUUGACGUUUUUCCGGCGCGAGCUGAGCGAACGCGCGCCUCCGGAUCCCCGCUUCACGGACGUCGGCGACAUUUUGACAGAUCGGUGUCUCCGAGCGCGUGCGUGUCGCGUGCCGCAUCCAGGCUCGCGGAGACGACGUCGCGGGAAAAGGCUUACUCCGGCGCGCGCUUGCCACGCUGACGUCCGCGGCGCAUUCGUACCGCGGUAACGUGUGCGGUAGCGAUGUGACCGGUGCGGUGCGGCGAGGCUCCUUGUUAAAUGGCCCCUCGGCGGCUCCUUCCUCGGCCUGCCUGCCUGCCAAGGAGCCCAACCCCCCCCCAAGAGAGAGCAGUGAACAAGAGAGCAGCGAGUUGAGCGGAGCUGUUGCGGAGCUCCCGUUUCUUCAUGCCACUGUCCCCUAGCUCUGCGGAGCGCCAGCGGGUCCGAGGGCCCGCCCGGCCGGCCUGCGGCUCCCCCCCAGCAUGCCGAGCUCCCCGCCCUCCGACGCGGGCGGUAACUCCAGCGCCGGGCCCUGGGACCCGGGCGCCCCGCCCCCGUCCUCCCUCCUCGACAGCGCGGUGAAGAUGGCGCUCAUCUCGGCCAUCAUGUGCACGUCGCUCUUCGGCAACGUCCUGGUGCUGCUGGUGUUCCAGCGCAAGCCGCAGCUGCUGCACGUGGCCAACCGCUUCGUGCUCAACCUGCUGCUGGCCGACCUGCUGCAGACGGUGCUCGUGAUGCCCUUCGCCGUCGCCGCCGCCGUGCCCAGCGUGUGGCCGCUGGACGGCCGCCUGUGCCAGGUGCUGGUGGUGCUCAUGCACCUGUUCGCCUUCGCCGGCGUCAACACCAUCAUCGUGGUGUCGGUGGACCGCUACCUGGCCAUCAUCCACCCGCUGUCCUACCCGACGCGCAUGACCCCGCACCUGGGCACCAACCUCAUCGCAGGGACCUGGCUGGUGAGCGUGCUGCAGAGCACGCCGCCGCUCUACGGGUGGGGCGCCAUCGGCUUCGACCGUCGCCACGGCGCCUGCGCCGUCCUCUGGUCCUCCAGCGCGUCCUACUCGGCCCUGCUGUCCGCCCUCUCGUUCUGGCUCCCCGCCGCCAUCAUGCUGGCCUGUUACUGGAUGGUGUUCCGGGCGGCCAGGAGGCAGAAUGCCCUGGUGCACCCGAUCCACAGCGGUCACCAGCAGGAUCCCAACGCCACCACUGCCACCGCUGUCCCCUGUCCCGCCCCCCAGCAGCCGCCGCCGCCGCCGCCCCGGGAUGGGCCCGUUUCUGCUGGGAAUCGGCCCCGGGCGAAGCACAGAGGCUUUCAGUACCACUGCAAGGCGGCACGGGUCGUCUUCAUCAUCAUGGCCUCCUACGUGCUGAGCAUGGGACCCUACAGCGUGGUGGGUACGGUGGCGGCGCACUCGCAUUCCGCCGUGCCGCCCUGGCUCGCCUCGUUGGCCCUCGUCCUCUUCUUCCUGCAGUGCUGCGUGCACCCCUACAUCUAUGGCUACAUGCACCGGAGCGUGCGCAAGGAGUUCGCCGCUCUGCUCUGCGGACCCCUCCUUUGCAGGCAGGACCGCCGACACCGCCCGCCGCGGGGCUCCGCCCUCGACUCCGGCUCCGCGGCGACGGACGGUCGCUCCGGGCGCCUGCACGUGCCCGGCGCGGCCCCCCGGGUCUGCCCCUUGCGCACCUGGGAAGAGGGCACCACCUCGUCGUCUCCCGCCGAGAGGAGGUCCAGGGACAGCCGCAAGGAGACCACCUCCCUCAGCAUCAGCUCGGAGAAGGAACUCACCGUCCACAGCAAGUGAGGCGUGUGGCCCGUCGGUCGGUGUUCCUGGUAAACACGGUACUUGACAGCAUUGCCAUCUUGGUAUAACCUACAAUAUCACGGGAUGCAUUUCCUCAGUUCCUACCGACUCCAGGGAUAACGUGUUAUGCUAAUGUGAUACACACACACACCUCUCUCGCUCUCUCUCUCUCUCAAAGGCUGCUCAACCCCUGGUACUGGCCACGUGGCUCCACACAGGCACCACCAGUGUGUGCUCAAAGUCACAUUCAGCCAGAAUGUGCAGGUCACCCAAGGAUCUUGGCAAAAUGAUGCUAAAUAUUUUUUUUAAAAAAUCCAUCUCAGAGAUGCUGGGCUGUGGGUUUGAAUCCAGCUCAGUUAGCAUGGAGUUUGCAUGUAUUCUCCAUGUCCACCUGAGUUUCCAUGGAUGCUCUAGUCCCCUCCCACAGUGCAAAGACAGCUUGAGUGAAUUAGUGACUUUGAACGGUCCUGCAAUAGACUAGCGGCCUGUCCAGGGCCUAUCCUGCCUUAUGCCGUAUGCUUCUGGGAUAGGCUCCUCGUCACCAUGAUCCUAGACUAGGGGUUGAUGAAAAUUGGGGGGGGGGAAACUGAUUCUGUAAAAGGGCAGCGUGUGGGAAUCAUUCAUGAAAUUAGUUUAAAGUUCAGGUAUUUCAUUUAUUUUCCCAUGGGGCACCAGUAAAGAAUGCAAUUUCUUACCAUGGUUUACAAGAAUAUAAAAGGGCAGCUUUACUUGUCACAUGAUGUGGAAAGAAAGAUUUUGUGUCAAUUUUCAGCCGCGGUCGGUGUUAAUAUUAUAUACACCGCUUAAAACCACACUGAUGUGCACCGGUGGGCAGGCAGACGGACACACGCAGACGGACACACGCACACGCACGUCAUUUUGUGCCUAUAAUUCCCACCUCUAAUGUAUUUUUACACAGUGGCAGAAAGUCAUCUUUGGGGACCACAAAUGAUGGAUGAAAUUGUGUGACCAUGUUGUCA